GCCCGCGGGGAACAAUAAAGAUUUGUUGUGGUUGUCAGGCUCAAGAUGGCGGCGGAGUUGCGGCCGCCGCUGAUUUUUGAUCCCGAAUCUGAGGGAGACAGCGCCGAAGGGGAGGAUAUCUUCACCGGCAGCACCAGUCCCUCAGAAAUGGAUUCCACAAAGAUUUCUGGCAAUAGCUCCAAGACAAAUGGUAUACACUCUGACGAAGAGCAAGAUAUUUUUGCAGAAGCCACUGUGGAGUUAUCUCUGGACAGUCCUCAAAACGACAAUCAAACUAAACCAUUGACUGCUGGUCUGACAGUAACAGUUCCAUCUGGAUCUGCUAUACAAUCCCAGACAAAAAUAUACCAAGAGUUUGAGGAAGAGGUGGAAGAGGAAGAGGAUCAGUUUGAUGUGAAUGUUACAGUUACUGAGCCAGAGAAAGUGGGUGAUGGGAUGGCUGCAUACAUGGCCUAUAAAGUGUCUACUUUGACCAGCUUAUCAAUAUUCAAGAGGAAGGACUUCAGUGUGAAACGAAGAUUUAGUGACUUUCUUGGAUUGUAUGAUAGACUGUCAGAAAAACAUUCUCAAAAUGGUUUCAUAGUUCCUCCUCCUCCUGAGAAGAGCUUAAUAGGUAUGACCAAAGUGAAAGUUGGGAAAGAAGAUUCUUCCUCCACUGAGUUCCUGGAACGGAGGCGGGCUGCAUUAGAACGAUAUCUACAGAGAAUCAUCAAGCACCCAACACUCUUGCAGGAUCCUGAUGUGAGAGAGUUCUUGGAAAAAGAUGAGUUGCCACGAGCAGUAAACACUCAGGCUUUAAGUGGUGCUAGUCUCCUUCGGAUGGUGAACAAGGCUGCUGAUGCAGUCAGCAAGAUGACCAUCAAGAUGAAUGAGUCUGACAUUUGGUUUGAAGAGAAGUUUCAGGAGAUUGAGAAUGAAGACCAACAAUUACGCAAGCUUCAUGCUGUUGUUGAAACACUAGUCAAUCAUAGAAAAGAGCUUGCAAUGAACACCGCCAUCUUUGCGAAGAGUGCCGCCAUGCUGGGGAGCUCCGAAGAUCAUACGGCAUUAUCUCGGGCACUCUCACAGCUUGCAGAGGUCGAGGAGAAGAUUGAGCAGCUUUACCAUGAGCAAGCCAACAACGACUUCUUCCUGUUUGCUGAGUUGUUGAGUGACUAUAUCCGUCUGAUUUCUGCAGUGCGGGGAGUCUUUGACCAACGGAUGAAAGCGUGGCAGCGUUGGCAAGAUGCUCAGACCACACUGCAAAAAAAGCGAGAGAAUGAAGCUCGGCUCAUUUGGGCCAAUAAACCUGACAAACUGCAACAAGCUAAAGAUGAGAUAUCGGAGUGGGAACCCAAAGUUCUACAAUGUGAGAGAGAUUUUGAGCGGAUCUCCGUAACCAUUCGGAAGGAAGUUGCUCGAUUUGAGAAAGAGCAAAUCAAGGACUUUAAAAGUCGAAUUAUUGUGUAUUUGGAAACACUGCAGAACUCUCAGCAACAACUCAUCAAAUACUGGGAAGCUUUCCUGCCAGAGGCAAAAGCCAUUGCAUAGUGGGAUUGAAAAUUGAGUGGACACUUGCUGCCUUUUAUAUUGUACCUCCAGCCUAAGUGAAUCUGCAAUUUCACCUGUGAAAGGGGACACUCCUUUAAUGGUUGCAGUUCUUCCUUGCUCCUGCUAUGAUAAAUCUUGAAUUGUCUUUAGUUUUCAUAUAUUUUCUUAUGAAUUGAUCAGUGGGGGAAAACCCCAUUGUGAUGGAAUUUGAUUCGUUUUUAUGCUCAUUGCAGAUAUGGGUUUGGGAGGGGGAGAGGAGGGAGGUGAGUGGAAAUAGUAUCAGAACUUGUUACCACAGCAUCUACCUCUCUCUCUCCUCAUGACAAACUCCUGCUACCUAACAAGUGCUACUUUUUUGACAUUUAAUUUUUUUUAAAAAAGAAAAUCUGUUUUUUCUUCGCCAACCUGAGUUCCACAGACCCGAGAGGACCGAUGAGAUUUUGGGGAAUCGAGUGGUGAGCGCACCAUGGUCAAGACUAGGCAGUACAGGCAGUGAUGGAACAUUAGACCAGCACCUUUCAGAACUCUGAGCUUUCAAAGCAAAGUACUAACAGUUGGCCUGGGAUCUCCAAGCUGCCAGUACUCGUGGCCAAAUCAUGAUUGCCAGUACAUGAAUAGGGAUCAAUGUUUAUGCAUGUCCUAGUUUUUUGAACCUGUAUCCAUGCUGUUUGUAUCUGUUUCCUGCUUGAAUGUUGCACUAGUACUGCAGGUACAUAGCUGCUGCACUAGGAUGUGGAACAAGAGGUGGAGAGGGUCUCUAAGAAAUAGAUUUGCAGGGCAAGUUCAUAUUGAAUACAGUUGAACAUAGGAAGGGUCAUGUGAAAUGUGAGCUGUGGCAUAGUUUGAUUAAGGAAUUCCACCUUGUAUGUGAACAUCCAAUGACUCAGCUAGUCCUGGUUAAAGGAAUUGUGACAGUUGUCUCUGGCUAAGAUGACUACCCAUGUAUUCCUUAUCAGAGUUGACUAACUAGCCCUGUGUUCCCUCUUAUUUUCCACCUUGCUGUGGUUUCCAAGACCAUAUUUUUAUACAAGUGUCAAGGCAGUAAAUUACAUGCCAUAACUGAAUGAAUGGCUCUAUCCAAACAUAAUCUGUGUACCGUGGCUUGAUUUAGCUGACCAACGCUAGUGUCUAUGCACAUGCUAGUAGUUUCACUUCACCUUUUCCUGUCUCAUGAACUGUUUGUGAAGUCUAAAUACAUGGCAUUUUUUUGGGGGCAGGGUGGAGUUUAAGGUUUGAGAUUUGAGCUUCCAUUUUGUCUUUUCCAAUGAGAUUGAUCUACACCACUGUUGUAAACCAUUUAUUAUAAACACUGGUGUAUUUGACUCUAACUGGUUUAUGAUACCACAACAAAACCCUUGACACUUCCCCCUCCAUUGUCAGAAUUUCCAUAGGUAACCACCCAGUUGUACGAGUGAGACACUUCCCUGAAUCUAACAAAGCCAAGUAUCCUUGUCUGCUUUCCUGAUUUGACAGCCAAAACUGGAAGGCAACAAAAACCUUCUGUUUACAUUCCUGUCACUAUGUUUAUCGCCUGCUCUCCUGUAUUACUGUAGUAUUUGAGAAUAUUACUGGUGUCCCUGCACACAAUUGAUCAUCUUUACUCAUUAUGCACCAAAUCAACUUUUUGAGCUUUCAGUUUAAUGUACUUUCAGAGGAACUGAGAAUUCCCUUUCACCAUUUCUUCUUGAGUAGAAAAAAAAUCAGUUCCUCGUCUAUUUCUGUGACCUCCACUUUCAAAUAAAGUUCGUAAAUGAUUUACCAAA
Molecule: messenger RNA, 3293 nt
Organism: Stegostoma tigrinum
Lineage: Eukaryota; Metazoa; Chordata; Chondrichthyes; Orectolobiformes; Stegostomatidae
Product: sorting nexin-1-like
Exons: 15
Coding region: 46-1530 (494 amino acids)
Biological process (GO): intracellular protein transport; early endosome to Golgi transport
Cellular component (GO): endosome membrane; endosome
Molecular function (GO): phosphatidylinositol binding
Source: RefSeq, a predicted model, not a curated record